AUGGGUAAAGGGGUGGAUGGCCUGGUGGAGUGGUGUGUGAGGGAGAUAUCGUUUGCGGACGACGAAGGCCUUACUCCCCAAAAAUUUGUUCUCGUCGUGAAAAGGUAUCUCGAAGAUGCAGACAACAAGAACGAAGCAACAGCAAAGAGCGGCGCUGUCAUUGAAAACACGGCAAAUCUAGAUGUCGACCACCUUGACCCAGUGGACGUCGAGAUUGCGGCUCCAGUGUGGCAUGAUGUGGCUGCCAGAGCCGAGAUAUUCGUCGGUAGCAGCAGGUCUGACAAAACUUGGAAUCACCUGCCCUUUGAGUCCAUCUAUGAAUUACCAGAUACACCAAAAGAUGCGGCGCAGUCGGAUACCAUUGUCCAUGCGGGCAAAGAUGACCUGCCGAACUUCCAGCCGCGGAUAUUCACCUCUGAGGAACUGACGUGGAUCAACAUCACAGGCCAUGGCAUUGACUUUCUCAAGAUCCCUCCCCUCUGCUGGAAACUGUUGCCCAAGCUCGCAUCCUGUCACUACGAGGGUUGUUCACAGGGAAACCUGUGUAAGAUGGGAGGGGGCGACAUUCGGUCUGUACCUAAAAGGACAGACAAACUUGCUGAACAGGGCUACAUCGUCAAGCGUACCGUGGUACUCCGCGGCUCCAAGACAAGCAAGCUCUGGCUCACUCAGUUCGCACCUCCGGAUCUGCCCAGUGCAGAAAACCCCAACACUUGGGGUCGUGAUCUGGACCUGUCACGGGAUCACCUCACAAAGAGCUUGCGGCCGGUGCCAUGGUGUCACCUUUGGACUGGCGUAACUAUUGAGUAUGAGUCCUUUGGCCGCACCGCUAUCGCUGUGAUUCGAGCAUGGGAGGUUAUGAGAAUCGCCGACUUGAAGAACAAGCUAGGCAUCCACGGUGUUCGUUGGCAGAUGAAGGUUCUCGCGAGAAUGCUUCGCAGGUUUGCAAGUGCCGGUAUUACCAAGUAUGUAGCCGCAAAGCUUGGUGAGACGGGUAAAGUUUUCAAGGACUGCGUCAAGUAUGUGCGAGAGCCUACGGACGAUGAAUGGGAGAAGUACCUUUCAACAGGCGGUGGCAAGGCUCAGUACACCAAGGCCGGGAAAAAGGGAAACAAGUCGGUGGAGCCUAAGAUACCUACAGGUGGUCCCAAACCAGUUGUCUCGGCCCAGCUUUCAAAAUGGUCGCCCGAAAGGCCGUUGGUCAACCUGGUAUACGACACCAUCAAGCGAUCUGCCUUUCAGGGUCUAACAGGUCCUCAAGUCAGCACUUUGACAGUCGGCUAUGCUUUUCGUCGCUACAUGGACAGUCUUAUGCCUGUGUUAUCAAAGUCUGAAAUUCAGCCGGGCCAUCUCGGCCACCUGACAAUUCGUCCUGAGAAUAGAGGCCCUCGGUCGCGAGUGUUCACCACUGAGCCUUCUGACGGUCCAGAAAUUGCACCUGGAACUUUGAGUGCUACGAUCGCAGGUACCCUUGAGCCAGCCGCAGCGUUGGAAGCUUUCGGAUUUGGGCCAAUAUUGGAGACGCUUGCGGCAACUCCGGCGAAUGCUACUUUGACUUCCCUUGCACGAAUCACCAAUGACUAUGGCGAGCAGACAAGGAUGAUGAAGCCGCUUAGCAUACAUUCUGAGAAUGUUAUUCUCGCCCAGGCCGAGGGCAGUACCAGUGAGCACCUGGCAAAGAAGGCUCGUCUUGAAAAUGUUCCUCAAGUCGAGGAGGAGAUUGAAGCAUUGAAUGCGACAGUGCCACCGGGUGUAGGUUUGCAAGAUGCUGGAGCAAGCCAAGAUGAAAUUGAUCAAGCUGAUCUCGAAGAGCAUACACGUGAAUCAAAGAAACGCAGUCGACCGCUCGAGCGCCGACCAGACAUCGAACCUGGCGCACGUGCCUUCAUUGCUCAGGAGGAUGAGCGUCCCAAGAAGAAGGGCCGCCCAUCUAAGAACCCAGUGAUGCCCAUCAUCAUCAAAUUUGUUGGCCAGAGCGUCCAGCGCUGGCAGGUUUCGGCAGGCUUUGAGCUGUCAGAGUCAUCCCUUGCUACUGACGAUGAGGAUAGAGACAUUGAGCCUUCAGAUGAGGAAGAGUCUGACGAGGAAAUUCCGGCCCCGUAUCUCACGAUGGAAGCACGUUACAAUGGACGUCCUGGCCAACUUAAAGUAUCUUCAAGCGAACAAACGGUCGUUUUUGAGUAUGGUGGAAAAGCAGCCAGCAAGCCCUCCUUGCAAAUCACCAUCGCGAGUAUUGUGGACAACCCGUCCAUCGACACACCCCCGGACGAUGAUGAUAAGUGUUUGGUCAUCAAUGCGACCCGGAACAAUUCUAGGUGGCCGUACAUAUUUCAUUUUGACAACACUGCGGAAGUCUGCGAGGCUGCGACAGCGCUUAGAGAUCAGGUCGAAAGCCUACGCAUGGGAACCGUAAUUAAGAAAAAGGCCAAGAAACCGAAAAAGCCCAAGAAUUCCGGCAAGGCGGCGAAUGGCAUUAAGCGGAAGUGGAAGGCCGAAGGUUACAAAUGUGAUCGAUGCGGAUCGGUCUACAAGAACGACAAUGGACUCAAAUAUCACCAGGAGAAAUCACAGACGCCCUGUAAUCCAGACUUUGACCCGAAGGUCAUGGCAGAGAAGCCAGACAAACGGCGAAGAAGUCAUGUUGAUGGCAAUGAAGACCAAGGCACUCCAGCUGGCAGAGGCCAAAGGUCUGCACGGUUACAGCUUAAGAAGCCCAACCAUGAGCCGGAGCAGCCCUCGAAUGCAUUCGGGCGCAAAAUCAGCAAACGGCCAGAGAGUGGCUUCGCAACUCGUCGCGGCAUAGGAUCGCUGGAGAAAGGUGCAAUUGAAGAAGCACCUCUGGUGCUUGGUCAAAGCCUACCCACUGAGCCUGAUCCGCUUAGGGUGGACGAAGUUGUGACCGAGGAAGCUCCGGUAGAGGCUGUGGAGCAGAGUUCUCCAGCUGAGGCUGCGUCGAUGGACCAGCAAGAAUCAGCUGCCGACCAAGUUUCAGCUUCUGAAGACAGCAAUGGCUUUCCCAAGUUUGUUUUGCCGCCUCUUACCAACCCAAAGUUGCUGGAAUCCUCGCAUCGGACAAUCUCAGUAAUUCAAUACCUAGUCUAUGUUCACGAUGGGGUUUUCCCGGGGGACAAGGCGAUGUGGUAUGCUGUUUAUACUAUGCACGAGAAGGAGUUUCCCCAAGAAAUCCACCCGAGCUUUCGUUCAUGUCUGGCUAUUAUCAAAACAAUGGAGAGGCGCGGAUGGUUGCGCACGUACGCUUAUGCGUGGAGAGAUGAAAAAGGUUCUACCUCAAAACUGUACUUGGCAAUAAAAGAAGGGGUACCCGACUCAAGCCCAAAGAUUGCCACAAUGAAAGAACGAAUCCAGGCCGCGCAUCCACUGCCAUACGUCCCUCCCGGGUUCGAACCGUCUCCCGAGACGCUGGAUGCCCUCCACGCUAGAUUAGCGGACGAGUCAUCUCGCAUGCAUAGUAGGGCCUCCCGGAGAAAACAGGUCGAGGUUGAGGUACUGAAGGCGCCCUUCUAUGAAGAAACUCGAAGUGACAGGCUCGCAAAACAAGAGUCACCAGCUAGACGAACACAUGUUUCGGCCUUUAGACCUUCCCCUAUACAAAACACUCGCUCGUUUCCUCCGGGGGAUAGGAGUGAGCUGUUGCGGAGUAGACUCAAGGCUUCGCUCGCACAGCCGAGGCAACCAAAGCGGAGAAGCCUAUUUGAGUCUUCAAACCCGGGUCUAGACAGCCUCCCGCCACACUUUUUCAACGGGACUAUCGCUCUCCACGACGGUGGCGUUGCACUUCCGCUGGAUUCAAGUGGAGGCGGUAUUUCUGAGGCCUCGGCCCCUAUCAGUGAUCCUUUUCUCAGGCAAAGGUUGCCAGGAAGUGUCGACGAGAUACCGCACAACGCUCCUCACAGCGAUGACGAAUGGGCUGAUCCCCACUGGGCUCGGUUCACUUGGCACGUCAAUGCUUGUCGUGAAUGGGAGCAGGCGGACGAGACGUCACAGUUACUCCAGUCUUCAACCUUGGCCCCAGAGUACUGUUUUCUCAAUUUCACAGUGGACCCAGGGGCAUUCGAGGGAGUUGACAGUCCUAGUCUGCAAUGGUUUGCUGCAGACCAAUUCAAUAUUCUCGACCUACCAUACAAGAUCCUGGCUAGGGAUGUGUAUAGAGUCCCUGUCUUCCGGAAAGUCAGAGAGUUGACUGCUUUCCCGCAUACCCCAGAAGACUAUUCAGCACAAGAACUGGUGGAGGUAGACGACGAUGUGGACUGGUCGGCCGAGAACACUAAACUCGCAGCGUUUAUAGCCAUCAGGGUGCUUCUCGGUGGUGUUGAGAAGGUGAUUGACUGGGGUCUGAUGAUGAGGCUCUUUCCCGAUGUAAAGCUGUCUGCUCUGAGGAAAUUCUGGGGCCAUAUGAGGAAGACCCGAUCAUUCUACAUCGAAGCAACGACGGAAUUGUUUCAGGAUAAUUUCCUCGAGGCAUAUGAGGAAGGAGAGCUGCCGCCCCUCAACUAUGAUGACGUUUUGGCUUACGACUGGAGGCGGCUGAUACGGUGGACUCUCAACGAGAUGAUUGAACAAGACAUUGUUCUCCCUGCGACCAAAGAGGGUCUUGAACAAGAAUACGUUGUGGACGAUAACGCCUAUACCGUGCCAGAGUGGCGGGACACGUACUUUCACUACCAAAGGUCCAUCUGGAACAGGUUCCAGGACUUCACUUCUGAGGUAGCGGCCAUGCCAGCGAAGCCGCAGCUAACAAACUACAGCUCGCUGGAAUCAAUCAUCACAUCUUGGAUCCGGGCAUUGUGCUCGACGCCUCCCGAGUUUUACUCGCCGGGCUCCAUCAGGGACAGGGUGUAUUCCCUCGGCGUUCGCGAUGAUCACGAGGUCAGCUGCCUUCUUCAAGGAGCAAUGAUCGAUCUACAGCGUCGUCGCGUGAUAAAAAAGAGCAAGCCAGCCGCGCUGAAGUCUGGACGACCUUACAAAUAUACGCAAUUCUUCUACACGACCCUAGACAAGUACUCGCAGCCUCGCAAGUUCUCCCAGGCGGCCAUCUUCAAGGCUCAUCUCGACAGUCUUUUCCGACAAGGGAAGAUCCUAGAGCGGCUCGACUUUACAGUCGACGACGGCGCCAUCAUGGCGAUCGUGAACCUCCAAGCCCACGGCAGGAUCAAGGUCGAGCCGAUCGACAUCCCGAACAUCCCCUUUGGUUUCGACCCGGGCAACUACGAGACGAGAAAAUACAACAAGGACUUUUACCAGUUCAGCGUCAGGGUCCUACCGACCGACAAGUACGUCUACAAUGAAGACAUUCCCUUACUUGACCGAGUCAGGACCUCGACUCCGCCGGGCAUGGGGCUCAACGGGCAGCUUCCGACGUGGUGCGACUUUUUGGGCACGAUCGACUGGUCGCGGUGGGCGAGGUUCGUCUCGGCCGUCUUCUUCAUCCUGGCUACGAGGGGCUCCAUGGGACCGGAGCGGGCGAGCGCGGCCUUGGGCCCCCUGACGGAACCGUACGACGUCCAAUGCAUCAUGGACUGGGGUGUAAGGCUGGGGUUGCUCAGGGAGAUGGUUGCCGGUGGCGGGGUGUGCGUCAACGACUGGUGGUGGCUGGGUAUGUCCAAACUCACGAUUGAUGAAGAAGUUUCGGAUGGUGAGGAUACGACUUGA
Messenger RNA from Pyricularia oryzae 70-15, 5670 nucleotides. RefSeq lists its product as uncharacterized. Gene Ontology annotation, biological process: 5S class rRNA transcription by RNA polymerase III; transcription initiation at RNA polymerase III promoter. The coding region runs from base 1 to 5670 and encodes 1889 amino acids. The transcript has 4 exons. Lineage: Eukaryota; Fungi; Ascomycota; Sordariomycetes; Magnaporthales; Pyriculariaceae. Gene Ontology annotation, cellular component: transcription factor TFIIIC complex. Gene Ontology annotation, molecular function: DNA binding. The record is from RefSeq and is a predicted model, not a curated record.